This is a messenger RNA of Equus quagga, 2037 nucleotides long. It is a transcript of the gene SCTR, whose product is annotated as secretin receptor. Lineage: Eukaryota; Metazoa; Chordata; Mammalia; Perissodactyla; Equidae. Gene Ontology annotation, biological process: cell surface receptor signaling pathway; adenylate cyclase-modulating G protein-coupled receptor signaling pathway; brain development. The coding region runs from base 1 to 1518 and encodes 505 amino acids. Gene Ontology annotation, molecular function: peptide hormone binding; secretin receptor activity; G protein-coupled peptide receptor activity. Gene Ontology annotation, cellular component: plasma membrane. The transcript has 13 exons. The record is from RefSeq and is a predicted model, not a curated record.
AUGCUCUGGAAAUCUACUCCCUCCACCCUCCUGUCCAGCUCCUCCCAGCCAUUGCUCUUCGUCUGGGUCGGAGCCCUCCCCCGACUGUGUGACGUGUUGCGGGUGCUGCGGGAGGAACGGGAGCAGUGCCAGCAGGAACUCUCCAAAGACAGGACAGGAGACCUGGGCGUGGAGCAGCCAACCCCAGCGACUGCCACCCUGCCUUCUGCCAGCACCAGGCCAGCGUCCCUGUUGGCCCAGCCUGACAUGACCCAGGUCAGGAAGACUGCCAGACGCCCUGGCAUCCUCCCCAUCUGUCUGGCCAGCUGGACAUGGGUCAUCCUGCCUCAUGAGCUGGUGACAUCAGCCAGCGCCCUGGCUGACCUGGCCAGCACAGCCCUGAAUCCUUUCUCCCAAACAGUCUGCGAGGGGCUGUGGGACAACAUGAGCUGCUGGCCCUCCUCUGCGCUGGGACAGACUGUGGAAAUGGAGUGCCCACGAUUUCUCCAGAUGCUUACCAGCCGAAACGGUUCCAUAUUUCGAAACUGCACACAGGGCGGCUGGUCGGAGACCUUCCCCAGGGCUGACCUGGCCUGCGGGGUCAACGUGAACGACUCGUCCAAUGAGAAGCGGCACGAGUACCUGCUGAAACUGAAGGUCAUGUACACCGUGGGCUACAGCUCCUCCCUGGUGAUGCUCCUGGCUGCCCUCAGCAUCCUCUGUGCUUUCCGGAGGCUCCACUGCACCCGCAACUACAUCCACAUGCACCUGUUUGUGUCCUUCAUCCUGCGCGCCUUGUCCAACUUCAUCAAGGAUGCUGUGCUCUUCUCCUCGGACGACGUCACCCACUGCGAUGCCCACAGGGUGGGCUGCAAGCUGGUCAUGGUCUUCUUCCAGUACUGCAUCCUGGCCAACUACGCCUGGCUGCUGGUGGAAGGCCUCUACCUCCACACGCUCCUCGUCGUCUCCUUCUUCUCAGAAAGGAAGUGCCUCCAGGGUUUCAUCGCGCUCGGAUGGGGUUCCCCAGCCGUUUUUGUUGCUUCGUGGGCUGUCACCAGGCACUUUCUGGAAGAUGUUGGGUGCUGGGACAUCAACGCCAAUGCGUCCAUCUGGUGGGUCAUUCGAGGGCCUGUGAUCCUCUCCAUCCUGAUUAAUUUCAUCCUUUUUAUAAACAUCCUAAGAAUCCUGAUGAGAAAACUUAGAACCCAAGAAACAAGAGGAAAUGAAGUGAACCAUUACAAGCGGCUGGCCAAGUCCACCCUCCUGCUGAUCCCGCUCUUUGGAAUCCACUAUGUUGUCUUUGCCUUCUCCCCGGAGGACGCCAUGGAGAUUCAGCUGUUCUUUGAACUGGCCCUCGGCUCAUUCCAGGUGCAGCUGGAGGUUCAGAAGAAGUGGCAGCAGUGGCACCUCCGUGAAUUCACACUGCGCCCCAUGGCCCUCAACUCCUCCUUCAGCAACGGCACCAGUGGCCUCACCCAUGGCACCAAGACCAGCGCCCCGGAGCCAAAUCGAAGCACCUGGAGGGCGAGCGUCAUCUGAGAGGCUGGAGCAGGGCCACCCAUGGACCCAGAGGCCAAGAUAGGUCCCGAGAGGGCUGGACACUGUGGCAGGACAGUCUGUCUUCCCAGCAGACAGCAUAUGCUUACUCCUGUGACUAAUAACACCCUUCCUCCAGGCCUGGGGUGGGGGUGGGGGGGUGGUAGUGAUGAUUCCUCAGAACUGAAGGAACUGGGGCCUCCCUGGGGCAGGAAGAGGGCCUGGGAUCUGGGUCUACCGUGUUCUUCUGGGAAGAGCAGUUCAGGGGUCCCAAAAGGGGGCAGGGAAAUAAAUGGUAGCUGGGAUGAGAUUUGGUCUGAAUUUGUCAGUCUUCUUGCCCUUGAGAAAUGAUGCGAGGGAGGAUGCUCUGGCUCGCUCCCCUACCCCUCCUGGAGGAGGGGGCUUCCCUAAUCACUGCCCCCCUCCAGUUUUCAGAGACAAGCUUAGAAGCCCAGGAAACAUGAGAAAUCGAGGCCCUUGGCCCUAGGAUCUCCCCACCCCUCACGGCAACUCACCUGUCCA